AUGCCAAUCAAAUGCAGGAUUGUUACACACACCGUCAGACUGGAGUUAGCCGAUCCUAGAAAUUGGUGGAGCGGUGGAAAACCGUGGAGGAACGACAGGCGACACCCUCGAGGGGGAAAGAAGACGGUGUUUCACCGUGAGGACUCGGAUGAGACUGUGGUAACUCCCUUUUUCCAGGGAGGCUGUAGUGUGGAAAGGGCUGAACAGGAGGGCAGCGAAAGAAUUGUUAUCAAUAUCUCUGGCCUGCGCUUUGAGACCCAGAUCAAAACCCUUGCGCGCUUCCCAAACACUUUGCUGGGGGACCCACUCAAGAGAAUGCGUUUCUUUGACCGACGGAGAAAUGAGUUCUUUUUUGAUAGGAACCGACCAUGUUUUGAUGCCAUACUCUAUUACUAUCAGUCUGGUGGAAGACUUCGCAGACCUACGAACGUUCCGGUUGAAAUAUUUAUGGAGGAAAUUAAGUUUUAUGAAAUCGACGAAAGCGUAGUAGAACGCUUCAUCGAAGAUGAAGGUUUAUUCAAAGAGAAUGAACGCCCGAUGCCCACCACUGACUUUCAGCGUCAGGUCUGGUUGUUGUUUGAGUAUCCCGACAGUUCUGGGCCGGCCAAGGCGAUUGCCCUUAUAUCAGUGAUUAUAAUUGUUAUGUCAGUAAUAGUCUUCUGUUUGGAAACCUUACCAGAAUUCAAAGAGGACAUAGAUGUACUUCGCCAAAACUAUGCGACAAACGUAACAGUUAAUGGAGAAAAAUUAAACCCAUUUACAGAUCCAUUUUUCUUUGUGGAGACACUGUGCAUAACAUGGUUUUGCUUUGAGUUGCUGGUUAGGUUCCUCUCAUGUCCAAGCAAGUCCGCUUUCUUCAAAAACAUUAUGAACAUCAUAGACAUAGUAGCAAUUGUACCAUAUUUCGUAAGUCUGUUCUUGGACCUUGCUGAAUACCAAGGAAAAGCGCAACAGGCUACGUCUUUGGCAAUACUGAGAGUUAUUCGCUUGGUGCGCGUAUUCCGAAUUUUCAAACUUUCAAGACACUCCAAAGGUCUUCAGAUUUUGGGCCACACCCUCAAUGCCAGUAUGCGAGAACUAGCAUUACUGAUAUUCUUUCUCAUCAUAGGCAUCAUUUUCUUCUCUAGUGCGAUUUUUUUUGCUGAAGCAGACGACCCGGACUCCGGAUAUACAAGCAUACCUGCCUCUUUUUGGUGGGCUGUGGUAACCAUGACUACCGUUGGAUAUGGAGAUAUUAGUCCCGUUACCGUAGGUGGCAAAAUUGUUGGAUCGUUAUGCGCCGUUGCUGGUGUGCUGACUAUCGCUCUGCCAGUCCCUGUCAUCGUAUCAAAUUUCAGUUAUUUCUAUCACAAAGAAAACCAUCAGGAUGAUCACACACAGUACAGGCAUGUGACUUGUGCUCAACCGGAGACUUCAUGUGAAGAUAAUUCUAAAGGCAAAAAUAAACCCGCUCUCGUUAAUUCGGAUCAUCCAAUUGACGAUGAUUUCAAUUUAUUAUCGUACUACAGUUUUAACUACGAGGAAUACUCAAGCAAGCUGACUGAUGUAUGAAUUCCUAAAAAGCACUCAGUCAAAUGAGCGUCUUUGUAAGCAUGGCAUUAGGCUUAGGGGCAUGAAUGGUUGGUUCAUUAAUAAAUCAGUUGUUUACGUCUAGAAUUGAAGAAUUUGUGGAAACGGAGCACAAUCUAGUAAGUACUGACUAAAUCAGUACUGUUUUGCUUUAUAAAUCAAGGAUUUUCAAUUCGUGUGCAUAAGUUUUGUUACAGGAAUGAAAUAACCCCCAUG
Electrophorus electricus (electric eel) is the source of this 1785-nucleotide messenger RNA. Its product is annotated as shaker-related potassium channel tsha2-like. Gene Ontology annotation, molecular function: protein binding; delayed rectifier potassium channel activity. NCBI's taxonomy places the organism in Eukaryota, Metazoa, Chordata, Actinopteri, Gymnotiformes, Gymnotidae. Gene Ontology annotation, cellular component: voltage-gated potassium channel complex; membrane. The record is from RefSeq and is a predicted model, not a curated record. Gene Ontology annotation, biological process: action potential; potassium ion transmembrane transport; protein homooligomerization.